Molecule: messenger RNA, 2661 nt
Organism: Rotaria sp. Silwood2
Lineage: Eukaryota; Metazoa; Rotifera; Eurotatoria; Philodinida; Philodinidae
Source: the annotation of a GenBank genome assembly
AUGACUACAUAUUACACUGAACGUGGAAGUAGUGGUAGUCAAUACUAUUUUAAUCCUAAUUGUUCUACUACUUCACAAUCAUAUCCAAAUUAUUCUUCGCCUCUAACAACAACAAGAACAUAUGGUACAUCGGAUUAUUCAACUUAUCCUGUGGGAAUAUCAAGUGUAAAUUCACCACGUCAACUAAUUCGCUUAGACAGAAUUAUAUAUAAUCAUGAUGAUCCAUAUCAAUUACCAGUAAAUAAAAGUCAAGCUACUACACGAUUGGCUAAUAGUCAAGAUCAAUAUCGCUCUCAACGUUCAACAAAGCCAAUACAAAUUUCACCGCAACAUCAACAUUUUCAAUUUGAUUCUCGUCAUCAACCAGAUCGUUCAAUGAAUCCUGUGAUAGUUUAUCAAACUCCGGGUGCUACUAAAUAUACACAUCGGAAUGCUGAUAUAUGGACUGCAAAUCCAUCUCAAGGUCAUGAUCAUCGUAUAAAAGCUCUGUGGGUAUCAGUUCGAUCAGUAUCUACUGCUGCUCCUCAACAAUCAUCUUCAUCUGCUCAUUAUCAUCAAGGACAACAUCGCUCGCAAGCUAGUAUUGUUGGAGAACAAUAUUAUCGACAAGUAUCUCCAACUCAACGACAACGCGGUCGAUCAGAAGCUGAACGACAACGACAAGAUGAAGAAGAUUAUUAUACAGCACAACGUAUAAUGGCUGCUCAAAGAAUGAAACAACAACAACAAGAACACUUCGAAAAUCCUGCUGGAAUUCAAGAUCUUAUGAGUACAUUUUCUGAUUCAGCAUCAGUUCAAAUAUACGAACAAAGAUCAAAAACAAUAUUACCCAAACACCAUUCAAGUGAUGCAUCAAAUUCUGGUUCAUGCCCAACAACGAUAACACGAAUACCACCGAUGCUGUCAAUAACUUAUUCAGCAUUACCAAAACAUCUGGAACCACCUGUUAAUACUAUUGAAUUUUAUCAAAUGCAAAAACAACAACAACCUAAAAACCAAUUUAUCAAUGUUCAACAAGUAGUUGCUCCAUCACAUAUUCAACAUGCACCAGCCCGUUUUAGUAUACUAAACGAUCGAUUUCAAACAGGAUCAUAUCCAGAAAAUAUGUAUAAAACAACAAAUAUACAUGAAAAUCAUAAACAAAAGCAACAACAAACAAGAACUGCCGAAAAUACCGUGUCAUCAUUCCGUAAUCAAUACAUGAAUAAAGCACAAGAAUCCGAGCAACAUGAAAUAUCUACACAACAAGUUCGAAAUAUUUCAAGAACAAUUCUUGGAGAAGAUUUACCUCAACAAAAGGAAACCCAAAUCUCUCAACAACAGCAAGCUCAAACACCACAGUCUACUCAACAAGAACAACCUCAAGUACCAGAAACGAAAAAACCACUAAGUCAACUAGCACAACCUACUCAACAACAAUCUCCAGCAACACAAGCUACUAAACAAAAACAGCCUACCGACAAACAACAUCUUCAGGGACCACAAACUACUUAUAACCACCAACAACACCUUCAGGCACCGCCGCCAAUUGAGAAACAGCAGCAUCAGGCACCGCAACCAACUGAAAAGGCACAGCAAUCUCAGGUACCGCAGCCAACUGCAAAACAACAACCUGAGGCACCCCAACCAACUGCAAAACAACUACCUGAGGCACUCAAACCGACUGAAAAACAACAACCUGAGGCACUAAAACCAACUGAAAAAGCACAACAACCUCAGGUACCGCAACCAACUGAAAAAACUCAACAACCUCAGGCACCCCAAUCGGCUGCAAAACAACAACCUGAGGCACCACAAGCAACUGAAAAACCACAACAACCGCCAGCACCACAAACAACUCAACAAAAAGAAACAAUUGAAAAACCACAACAACCUCAGCCGCCACAACCAACUGAGGAAGCACAACAACCGCAGGCAUCGCAACCAACUGAAAAACAACAACCUGAGACACCACAAGCAACUGAAAAACCACAACAACCUCCAGCACCACAAACUACUCAACAAAAAGAAACAACUGAAAAAACACAACAACCUCAGCCACGACAACCAACUGAGGAAGCACAACAACCGCAGGCACCGCAACCAACUGAAAAACGACAGCCUGAGGCAUCACAACAAACUGAAAAACAACAACCUCCAGCACCACAAACUACUCCACAAAAAGAAACAACUGAAAAAACACAACAACCUCCAGCACCACAACCAAUUGAGGAAGCACAACUACAGCAGGCACCGCAACCAGCUGAAAAACAACAACCUCAGGAAGCACAAGCUACUCAACAAAAAGAAACAACUGAAAAAACACAACAACCUCAGACAUCACAAACAACUGAAAAAACACAGCAACUUCAAGCACCCGAACCAAUUGAAAAACAACAACCUAAGGCACCACAAACUACUGAACAACAUCAACCUAAAACAGCACCAUCUACCCAAAACGAACAACCUCAGACAGUGCAGCCUACUGAAAAACAACAACCUAAAUUAGCACAACCUAUUCAAAAACUACAACCUAAAACACCACAACCUUCUCAAAAGCAACAUCCUCAAGCACUACUAAAACCUAUAAAACAACAAAUAUACAUGAAAAUCAUAAACAAAAGCAACAACAAACAAGAACUGCCGAAAAUACCGUGUCAUCAUUCCGUAAUCAAUACAUGA